Molecule: messenger RNA, 804 nt
Organism: Vicia faba (fava bean)
Lineage: Eukaryota; Viridiplantae; Streptophyta; Magnoliopsida; Fabales; Fabaceae
Source: the annotation of a GenBank genome assembly
AUGAGACUCAGAGAGGAAAAUGGGAAUGAUUUCAGCUUCUGUAUUGAAAAAUUGACUAGUCUAUGUGCGUUAUCGAUUACUUCUGAGGGUGAGAAUAAAGUUAUUGAUUUGGCAUCUCUUUCUACACCGCCUCCAUAUCUUCAAAGAUUGUAUUUGUCAGGGAAAUUACAAGAGUUACCAAGUUGGAUAACUUCUCUUCAUAAUCUAGCCAGGUUAUAUCUGAAAUGGAGUUGUUUGAAACAAGAUCCAUUGGCGUAUCUGGAGGAUUUACCAAACCUUGCACAUCUUGAACUGCUUCAAGUUUAUGAUGGUGGUGACAACAAGCUAUUGCAUUUCAAGUGUGGGAAGUUUAACAAGCUAAAGGUUCUAGGCCUUGACAAAUUUGAAGGACUCAAUAGGGUGAUAGUAGGUAAAGGUGCAAUGCCUUGCCUAGAAAAACUGAGCGUUGGACGUUGCGAGCCACUGAAGAAAGUUCCGUCGGGGAUUGAAAACUUGAGCAAACUUAAAGUCCUAGAGUUUUUCGAUAUGCCAGAUGAACUCAUGGAGACAAUAUGCCAACACGGUCCAGGAAAAGAUUACUGGAAAAUAUCACAUAUACCAGAAGUUUAUUCUACCUAUUGGAGAGAUGGUGGCUGGGAUGUUUAUGCACUAGAAAGUUUCAGAGACUGUUCUCCCCGAUCCGGCACAGUAGUGAGAAGCCUCGAAGGUUUAGCUUCAAACUAUGGAAUAACAAAAAUGUGUAUAUUAACAAAUUUAGCUGAGUUGUUUCAUGUAUAUAUGUCAGCACUCCAAAUAAAGGUGUAG